AUAAAACCGCACCAUACUCUUUAUCAAUCCGUUUAUCUUCGGGCUUAAAAUAAAAGACCUUGCAAAUUUGAGCUUAACCUCACUCUUCGCCACUACACCGUUCAUUCAACCUACCGAUUGAUUACCAAUAAUUUUUGUCUUCAUUCAAAGGAAUUUACAUCACGUCACUGUUUGUUUUCUAUUUAGUGUGCAAUUUUACGUGCUCUAGUCCACACCAUGAAAUCUUGAACUUUGUAUUUUUACCCGUUUUACCAACGUUCUGAAAAGUGACAGCUAAAAAUUGCAUCCUCUUCAUAGACCACUGAUUUUCAACGUCAAACAUGGCCGCAGGACAACAUUUUUUUGGUCCUUGGGACUACGUCGUCCUGGUUAUCGUCUUGCUAAUUUCGGCCAGCAUUGGCGUGUACUACCGAUUUACAGGGGGCAAACAAAAAACAAUGCAAGAAUAUCUACUAGCCGAUAAAAACAUGUCCAUAAUCCCGGUCGCGUUUUCUCUAAUGGCGUCAUUCAUGUCUGCUAUAACACUCCUGGGAGUGUCGAGCGAAAACUACACCUUUGGUAUACAAUUCAUUGUAAUUAACAUCUCCUACGGGAUAUUUACACCCGUAGCGGCAUACUUAUACCUACCUGUUUUCUUCAAACUGCAAGCAACAAGUGCCUAUGAAUACUUGGAAAGGAGAUUCGGGAAAGCGUCAAGACUUGCCGCAUCUUUGUCGUAUACUCUGCAAAUGACGCUAUAUAUGGGGGUGGUUCUAUACGCUCCUGCUUUAGCUUUGGAGGCUUUAACAGGAAUCAGUAAAGUAGCAGCUAUAUUGUCUGUCGGGCUCGUUUGUACGUUUUACUCGACCAUCGGUGGAAUGAAGGCCGUGCUAAUAACUGACGUAUUUCAGUCGCUUCUGAUGUUCGCUGCGGUGUUCAGCGUCAUUAUUUACGCGGUCAUCGACAAGGGAAGUUUUGACGAAAUUUGGAAUAUAGCGGAGCGUGGAAAUCGUACAGACCUUUUGAACUUCAACCCUGACCCCACAGAACGACACUCCUGGUUUUCACUAAUCAUAGGCGGAGGGAUAACUUUUUUGUCGCUGUAUGCCGUAAACCAAACCCAAGUGCAACGAUACUUAACUGUCAAAGAUUUAAAAAGGGCGCAGACGGCUUUAUGGUUAAACUGGCCUAUAUUAACGUGCUUAAGUCUCAGUACGUCAUUCUCUGGCUUAGCUAUUUACUCAAAGUAUGCUGCCUGUGAUCCAGUUAAAGCCAAAGUAAUUAAUAGCCCGGAUCAGUUAAUGCCUUUAUACGUGGUAGAUACGAUGGGAGAUAUACCCGGUCUGUCUGGUCUUUUCGUGGCUGGCAUCUUCAGUGCGUCGCUAUCCACAGUUUCAGCGGCAGUUAAUAGUUUAGCUGCUGUAACGAUAGAAGACUACUACAAGCCCUUAUACAAAAGUAUUUUUGGUAAAUCGCUGUCGGAAAAAACCAUCGCUAUACAGUCGAAACUGAUCGCUUUGUUAUUCGGUUUGCUGUGUUUAGCGGUUGCGUUUUUGGCGCAGUUUCUAGGAGGGGUGUUGCAAGCGUCUUUAACGAUAUUUGGAGUGGUGGGUGGACCUUUACUAGCGCUAUUCACGUUAGGGAUGUUUACAACGACAGCAAACGAAAAGGGUUCGUUGUUUGGGCUUCUGUGUGGGAUAAGUUUUGCUUUGUGGAUGGCUUUUGGUAACCCGAAACCACCGCUGCCCGCACUACCCGUCACAACUGAAGGUUGCUCGAGUGUUUUUACCAAUGUAACAGUUGUGGCAGAGCCGCAGCUAACAAGAGCUACAACACAACAACAAGAGUAUUUUUGGUUGUACAAAGUUUCGUACUUAUAUAACGGAGUUUUUGGUCUCUUAAGUACUUACAUAAUUGGUUACGUUGCUAGUUUGGUUAUAAAUAAAAUAAAAGGGGUGUCGACUCAAAAUCUGGAUCCGCAUUUAUUUAUUACGCCGAUCGCAAGGAGGUUGGAGAGGACGAUGGACAUACCGCUGAACACGAAGGAGUUAUCCGAUUCUCAGGAGGAGUUAAAUGGUAAAUAUGAAGUGAACGGGAAAUACUAGUGAAACGAUCUCUUAGUAAAUUUGUAGUGAACAAAAUGGAAUUUAAUUUUUGUACUUAUUUAUUAAAUGAUGUAGCUUAGGUAUGAUCAGGGUCUUCCGUUAGUUAGAAUGUAUGUAUAGGUCGGAUGAAUUAUGCAGCGCAGGUUGUUGUUAAAUAAAUUAUUUUAUAAAAA
Molecule: messenger RNA, 2257 nt
Organism: Zophobas morio
Lineage: Eukaryota; Metazoa; Arthropoda; Insecta; Coleoptera; Tenebrionidae
Product: putative sodium-dependent multivitamin transporter
Exons: 9
Coding region: 321-2084 (587 amino acids)
Biological process (GO): transmembrane transport; sodium ion transport
Cellular component (GO): membrane
Molecular function (GO): symporter activity
Source: RefSeq, a predicted model, not a curated record